GGGACAUGGCGGCCAACGAUGCCGACCCCGAGGUCCUACCCAUCAAGCCGGGCGUCCGUGGCUCGUGGUAUGGCGGACCGGCGCUGACUAGGCAGGAGCGACGAUCGUCGAUGGUGGCGAUGAGCCAGGAGCAGAUGCAUGUGGAAAAGCACGAGGUGUCGGCGUCGGGAUGGGUGCUGUACUAUGAGGGUAAGGGCUUUCGCAAGGGCUGGAAGCAGCGAUGGCUCGUGCUCGAGUUCCGCUCGCUGCGGUUGCUGGACAAGCCGGCAGGGAAGGACCUGCGGACCGCGGUCGAUGUGUCGGCAGUGAAGCGUGUGGGCCGGGCGGCGGCCAGCGACGCGCCGAGCCACGCCAAGGCUGACAAGUACGACGGGCGCCUGGUCAAGCUGGCACUCGCUGACGGCGCGCUGAUGUUCGCGGCGACCACGUCCGAGUCUGCUAGCACAUGGAUCUCCAAGCUCUCGUAUGCCAAGGCGAUGUACUCGGCGCAGGUCGGCUCGCCAUCAGGCCGCUUCACGCCGAUCAAGCAGUACCUGGUCCGCGAGCCCGUGGCGUCGGUGGCCGACUACUCGAUGCUUGCACAGUGUCAGAUCCGGUCGUACCGGUCGCGGGCGGCAUCCGUCUCGGGAACGCCGCCAGCACUGGCCAGUAGCGACGAUGAUAUUCCGCCGACGUGGACAGGCGUGCCGGUCGAGUCGUCGAUGGCCCGCUAUGCGUACGGCGUCGAGAACGAUGAGAGUCUCUCUGCAUUCUACAAGCGGUUCUUCGCGCCGUUUGACCACGGCGUCUUUUCCGCCAUCACCGCCGACGACUCGCCAGUCAUUAUCUCGCUCGUUCGCGAGGCAAUAUCGCUCUACGGGCGUGCAGGCGUGUCGAUGCUGCGGGUGCUGGUGUGGACGCCGCUCGGGCUGGAGAAGCACUACUUGGAGCCCACGUGGAGCUUCAAGUCAUACAAGCACGACCUGGGCAAGGUGCUGGCGCGGCUGGGGAGUGAUGGCGAGUAUGUGGUGCUGAAGAAGGAGUUUGUGGCGUGCCACGAGCAGGGCGUUCGCGACGAGCUGCUCAAGCUCGAGAAGCUCUGGGUCCCGACCCAGUUCAAGAUUGGGGUCCUUGUGGCGCGGCCCAACCAGACCGACGAGGACGAGAUCUUUGCCAACGAUGUCGACCCCAACGACGGCGACGCGCCGUUCAACAAGUUCCUUGCGCUCCUCGGCGAGCGGGUUCGGCUCCUCGGGUACACUGGGUACCGUGGCGGGCUGGACGUCAAGACCGACGGGACCGGGACGCACUCGGUCUCGCGCGAGGUCUACGGCAACGAGGUCAUGUUCCACGUCUCGACAUAUCUUCCGCACGACGACACCGGACAGGAGCUCAAGCGCAAGCGGCACAUUGGCAACGACGUGGCGUGCAUUGUGUUUGUGGAGGAGGGCGAGGGCUUUGCCGGCUGGGACCCAAACACCAUCCGCUGCAAGUUCCAGCACGUGGUCGCUGUCGUCCGGCCUAUCGAUGGUGGCCGCGCGUACGCGCUGGGCGUGGCGCACAAGGGCGAGAUGUAUGAGUUUGGCCCACCACUCCCGACCUCGGUCUGGGAGGCCGGUGAGCCGUUCAUCGAGUACCUUGUGCUCAAGCUGCUCAACGGCGAGCGGUCAGCCAUCCUCACCUCGCCGCUGUUUGCCAUCAAGUACAAGCGGACACUCGACAUCAUGCUGCGGUCGAUUCAUGACGACGCAGUGGCUGCGGCCGAAAGUGGAACGACAGCAGAGGUGCUCGCGCGGUCGGCGGAUGUGGCUGCGCAGCUGUGGGGCGAGUCGGGCGUCCCGCCGUCAGGCAACGAGCUGACCAAGAACGCUAUCUUUGUGACCGAGCCACUGAUGCAAGGCGUGCCGCACAAAGUCGUGUGCUGGGACCUCUGGGGCUCGCACUUUAUUUUCUCGUCAGACUACGGGCUCUUCCUCUGCCCGACCGCCGCCGACGACGCGAGCGCGGCCGACGACGCACCGGUGCGGAUUUCGUCGCUGGCUGCGGCAGAAAUGACGGUCGUUGAAGCCCUCGACGUGCUGGUGAUCAAGGCCAAGAACGCGCUCUGGCUGCUGUACCUCGGCUCAAUCGGCGAGCUUGUCCAGGUCCGGCUGAGCGGAACCAAGGGCGUGAGCCAGUACGAGGUGGCGCAGAUUGGUAACGACGUGGUGCUUGUAGCUGGAGUCAAGUCGUCACUGGUGGUCUUCAAGUGGCAGGGCUCCACUUUUGUGCAGGCGUCGAGCGAGGCGCUCGCUGGCGGCAAGGCGACGGUGCUCCACAUCAUCGGUAGCCACGUGGUUGUCGGCUCGCCGACCCAGUUCUACCGGCUGCAGCUCGAGGCCGAUACGCUGGCGAUCUCAGGCUCGCAAGCGCUAUUUGUCCCGCCAUCACCGCUGGGCAAUCGGGCGCUGGAGAUCUUCCCAAUGACCGCGGACGACCGGUACCUGAUCUGCUACGACGAUCGGGCGCUGUUUGUCAACGAGGUCGGGCAGGCGACGGGCCUUGAGUUUGGAUGGUCGUCGCAGCCGCUCAAGCUCGCGUGCUACCCACCGGUUAUUGUGGGCGUCAUGAUUGACUUUAUCGAGGUCCGCUCGCUCCUCAACGGCGCGCUUAUCCAGCAGCUUUUCCUUGACGGGCCCAUCCGUCUUCUCUCAUCGCAGGACGGUCCGGCAGUAGCGGUCCAUCCAACGCCGACGUCGACCGACGUGCUCUUUCUCUGUGCUGUCCCCUCGCCGCAAGCCCAGGGCGAGACAAGGACUAUGCGCGGGCGGCUAGACGGCGGGCGCAUCAAGAUCAACUUUACCGAGGCCCGCCCCGGCGCCCAGGUCGAGACCCAGACCACCGACGGCGCCAUCUCCGUCUCGAGCACCAGCGGGAGCGGGUGCACCAGCGGGAGCGGGUGCACCAGCGGGAGCGGGUGCACCAGCAGAAGCGGAACUAGUAGUGGAAGUGCAACCAGCAGCGACUCGAGCGACGACGGAAGCGCCAAGGCGGAGGGUGAGGUCGAGCCCGAGCCCGAGCCCGAGCUCGAGCCCGAGCCGGGCCUGGUUAUCUCGGACUCGAGUUCCGGCGACGCCGCCGGCGCCGCAGACAAUGCGGACAGCCCCGAGACAAGUAGCUCAUCAGACUCGAUGAGCAGUGCAAGUGGCAGCGCUGAUGGCAAGUAGUUGUCUUAAACAGUUGAACAUGAGUA
Molecule: messenger RNA, 3211 nt
Organism: Thecamonas trahens ATCC 50062
Lineage: Eukaryota; Apusomonadida; Apusomonadidae
Product: GTPase-activating protein
Exons: 2
Coding region: 6-3185 (1059 amino acids)
Biological process (GO): activation of GTPase activity; regulation of small GTPase mediated signal transduction
Cellular component (GO): cytoplasm
Molecular function (GO): GTPase activator activity
Source: RefSeq, a predicted model, not a curated record